Hippocampus zosterae (dwarf seahorse) is the source of this 2105-nucleotide messenger RNA. It is a transcript of the gene cct7, whose product is annotated as chaperonin containing TCP1, subunit 7 (eta). The transcript is spliced from 12 exons. NCBI's taxonomy places the organism in Eukaryota, Metazoa, Chordata, Actinopteri, Syngnathiformes, Syngnathidae. Gene Ontology annotation, cellular component: chaperonin-containing T-complex. The record is from RefSeq and is a predicted model, not a curated record. Bases 91 to 1728 code for a protein of 545 amino acids. Gene Ontology annotation, biological process: protein folding. Gene Ontology annotation, molecular function: ATP-dependent protein folding chaperone; ATP binding; ATP hydrolysis activity.
GGCAAGAUUUCCCGCACGCACCUGAACGCAGCACUGCAAAGCACUGUGGGAUUUUAUGCCGGUCCCAAGCUUCUCGAAGGAACUGCAACGAUGAUGCCCACAUCAGUGAUCCUGUUGAAGGAGGGGACAGACACGUCUCAGGGAAUCCCGCAGCUCAUCAGCAACAUCAAUGCCUGUCAGGUUAUAUCCGAGGCUGUGAGGACAACCCUGGGGCCCAGAGGGAUGGACAAACUCAUGGUCGACAGCAGAGGUAAGGCCACCAUUUCCAACGACGGGGCCACCAUCCUGAAGUUGCUAGAUGUGGUCCACCCAGCAGCCAAGACCCUGGUGGACAUUGCCCGCUCUCAGGACGCUGAGGUGGGGGACGGCACCACCUCGGUCACGCUCUUGGCCGCAGAGUUCCUGAAGCAGCUGAAGCCCUACGUGGAGGAGGGGCUCCACCCUCAGACCAUCAUCCGAGCAUUCCGUACAGCGACCAACCUGGCUGUCGCAAAGAUCAAGGAGAUCGCCGUUCCUGUGAAGAAAGACGACAAACAAGAGCAGCGGCAGUUGUUGGAAAAGUGUGCAGCCACAGCCCUCAACUCCAAGCUAAUCGCCGUUCAGAAGGAGUUCUUCUCCAAGAUGGUGGUGGACGCCGUCAUGUCGCUGGAUGAGCUGCUGUCCCUCAAGAUGAUCGGCAUCAAGAAGGUUCAGGGAGGAGGACUGGAGGAUUCCCAGUUGAUUUCCGGAGUCGCCUUUAAGAAGACCUUCUCCUACGCCGGCUUCGAGAUGCAGCCCAAGUCUUACGAGAAUCCAAAGAUUGCGCUGCUCAACAUUGAGCUGGAGCUGAAAGCCGAGAAGGACAACGCCGAGGUUCGGGUGAAGUCAGUGGAGGACUAUCAGGCCAUCGUGGACGCGGAGUGGAACAUCCUUUACGACAAGUUGGAGAAGAUCUACCAGUCGGGAGCUAAGGUGGUUCUGUCCAAGUUGCCCAUCGGUGACGUGGCCACCCAGUACUUUGCCGACAGAGACUUGUUCUGUGCCGGGAGGGUCCAGGAGGAAGACAUGAAGAGGACCAUGAUGGCCUGCGGGGGCUCUAUCCAGACUUCUGUUGGUCAUCUGACGGACGACGUGCUGGGCCAGUGUGAGCUCUUUGAGGAGGUCCAGAUGGGAGGAGAAAGGUAUAACUUGUUCAAGGGCUGCCCCAAGACCAAGACGUGCACCAUCAUCCUGCGAGGCGGAGCCGAGCAGUUCACCGAGGAGACUGAGCGCUCGCUGCACGACGCCAUCAUGAUCGUGCGCAGAGCCAUCAAGAACGAUUCCGUGGUUGCGGGUGGAGGAGCCGUGGAGAUGGAGCUGUCCAAGUACCUGCGGUAUUAUUCGAGAACCAUUCCGGGGAAGCAGCAGCUGCUGAUCGGCGCCUACGCCAAGGCCCUGGAGAUCAUCCCCAGACAGCUGUGUGACAACGCCGGCUUUGACGCCACCAACAUUUUGAACAAGCUGCGUGCCAAACACGCUCAGGGCGGCAUGUGGUACGGCGUGGACAUCAACAACGAGGACAUCGCCGAUAACUUUGUCGCCUGCGUGUGGGAGCCGUCCAUCGUCCGCAUCAACGCGCUGACCGCAGCCUCGGAGGCGGCCUGCCUCAUCCUGUCUGUCGACGAGACCAUCAAGAAUCCGCGCAGCAGUGUCGACGGACCCCCGGGAGGCGGAAGGGGCAGAGGCCGCGGAAGACCUCACGGCCACUAAAGACCCCCCCCGCACACCCUCCACUUUUCAAUUACAUUGACGCCAACAGUUACACACACACGGGGAACCGAAGGUGUUGUUUAAACACAAAUUUCAGCCCAUUUUCUUUGAAGACAUUUCAUUAGCCCCCCACCCCCUCCCACCACCUGUGAGUUUCGGGUUUAUUGUGUGUGUGUGUGUGAGACUUACCAAGCACGGCCUUCGUUUUGCAGGUUUGUCACCAUCCUCGAGGCCCGCUUCUUCCUCUUGCGUUCUGUAACGGCUCAUCUGGUUUUUGCUGAUGUGACAUCCAAUGAAAAGCACUGAAAGGAACUGCGCCGUGUGCGUGUAUUUAUUGAACCAUUCUUACAAACAAUAAACGCACCGCUGAAAUCAAA